This is a messenger RNA of Clonostachys rhizophaga, 408 nucleotides long. The record is from the annotation of a GenBank genome assembly. Lineage: Eukaryota; Fungi; Ascomycota; Sordariomycetes; Hypocreales; Bionectriaceae.
AUGCCAGUAAGCAACAUCACGAGCGAGGACGCAUUCGAUAAUCUUCUGGUGGAGAAUCGUGUGGCGGUUAUCGAGUUCUACUCCUCAACAUCGGGAUCAUGCAGAGCAAUUGCCCCGGUCUUUGAUCAGUACGUCCCCUUCGCUACGCUACGAGCAAUCCUACAAAUUCACUACAUCAUAGGCAAUUUAUGCAUCAUGAUCGCUGACUACGGCAGCUGCUCCGAAUGGGAGAAAUUCCACGCCGUAUCUUUUUUCAGAGUCGACGCUGGCGAGCUGCCGCAGCUGUCUAAGCACCGCGGCGUGACUGCGAUGCCCACGUUCCAGCUCUACGUGGGCGGCGACAAGGUGGACGAGAUCAAGGGUUCAAACCAGACAGCGCUCGUUGGCCUGAUUGAGGCAGUACUGUAA